GAAAUUGAAAGAAUAAUCUCAAGGGAAAGCCUUGAUGAUGAAGAAAAGUGAGGACCACUCUCUCAUCUCCAUCUUCUGGCCGUCCCAUAUAAAAUCCCUACUGCAAUCGAUCUGAAAACCACAGCUAACCAUACCUAACAAACAUCUUGAUCUGAGUCUCUGACCCAGUUACAGUUUCAACCAGAAGAAACCCAUAUGAGCUUUCUUUGGUAGUGAGUCUCUGUGAUUACACCUACUUCUGUUAUGGAGAGAAAGUCUGGAUUUUUCAAGAAAUUAAAUAAGCGUUCAUGGCCAUUGCGAUUCAGACUCUACCCUUUUCAGUGGAAACGCUUAGGAUUUCAGCUCUCUUUCGUUGAAGAUGUUCUGUUUAAGAUUGUUUCAGUAUUUGAAGCCAUCUUCCUUGUUACCACUCUCUGCUUCUUCUACCUCUGCUGCGGUUGCCACUUUUAA
Macadamia integrifolia is the source of this 450-nucleotide messenger RNA. RefSeq lists its product as uncharacterized. The transcript has a single exon. Lineage: Eukaryota; Viridiplantae; Streptophyta; Magnoliopsida; Proteales; Proteaceae. Bases 244 to 450 code for a protein of 68 amino acids. The record is from RefSeq and is a predicted model, not a curated record.